Molecule: messenger RNA, 687 nt
Organism: Macrosiphum euphorbiae (potato aphid)
Lineage: Eukaryota; Metazoa; Arthropoda; Insecta; Hemiptera; Aphididae
Source: the annotation of a GenBank genome assembly
AUGAAAACAGGAUUUCCUGGAGUAUGUGGGUGCAUAGAUUGCACUCAUAUUGCUAUUGUACCUCCAUCGGGAAUUCUUAGAGAGGAAAACGACUAUCCUGAACAUUUAUAUGUUAACAGAAAAAAUUACCAUUCUAUAAAUACUCAAUUAAUUUGUGAUGUGAAUUUAAAAAUAUUAAGUGUUAAUGCUCUGUUUCCGGGAAGUACACACGAUAGCCACAUUUGGAAUAAUUGUAAUGUGCUACCAAUUCUUCAAGAAUUAAAUAGGCGUAAACAAUGUUUUUAUCUGCUGGGAGACUCUGGAUAUGCACUUAGACCUUGGCUUUUAACACCAAUUCAAAACCCGGCCAAUGCAAAUGAGGAACUGUACAAUAAAAAACAAAUGCACACUAGAAGUUUAGUUGAAAGGUGUAAUGGGUUGCUAAAAAUGAGGUUUAGGUGCCUACUGAAACAUAGAGUUCUACACUAUGCCCCUGAAAAAGCUACAGCCAUAAUAAAUGCUUGCGUAGUAUUACACAAUAUGUGUAUAACAUACAAUGAGCCUGAGCCUAUAGACAAUAUGAUUGACAUUGAUUUUGGCAUGUACAGAAAUAACAUUGGCCAACGUGAAAAUGACUCAUCCAAUGAUUUGGAUAAUGGAAGACGUGUACGUGCAUGUGUUGUACGCAAUUUUGUACAAAAUGAGUAA